AUGGCGGCUAACGCUACCACGAACCCGUCGCAGCUGCUGCCUCUAGAGCUUGUGGACAAGUGUAUAGGAUCAAGAAUUCACAUCGUGAUGAAGAGUGAUAAGGAAAUUGUUGGCACGCUUCUAGGAUUUGAUGACUUUGUCAAUAUGGUACUGGAAGAUGUCACUGAGUUUGAAAUCACACCAGAAGGAAGAAGGAUCACUAAAUUAGACCAGAUUUUGCUAAAUGGAAAUAAUAUAACAAUGCUGGUUCCUGGGGGAGAAGGACCUGAAGUAUGA
Pipistrellus nathusii (Nathusius's pipistrelle) is the source of this 276-nucleotide messenger RNA. NCBI's taxonomy places the organism in Eukaryota, Metazoa, Chordata, Mammalia, Chiroptera, Vespertilionidae. The record is from the annotation of a GenBank genome assembly.